Molecule: messenger RNA, 762 nt
Organism: Mercurialis annua (annual mercury)
Lineage: Eukaryota; Viridiplantae; Streptophyta; Magnoliopsida; Malpighiales; Euphorbiaceae
Product: GPI-anchored protein LLG3-like
Exons: 3
Coding region: 187-678 (163 amino acids)
Source: RefSeq, a predicted model, not a curated record
UUCUCUUUAUGUUUGCUAAAAUUGGCAAAAAUUCAAGAACAGAGGCCAAUGCAAAUUUUUGGCCAGAAUCAAAAUAAUUUUGAUCUUAGUGGCAGAAAAAAAAAUUACGUUGAUUGCUACGUUAAUUGGAGAUCAAUUUAGAUCUCCAAAAGCGUAAGAAUUCUUUAGAAAAAAUUACCUCAAAAAAUGGCAUGUAAUUAUAAUACAUUGUUUUAUUUUAUCUUCUUCUUCCUCUUAAUUGAAUUCGCCAUCUCUUCCUCUUUUAUCUCUUAUGAUUCUCUUAAUGCUCAUGAACAUUUGGGUCGUGCCCUUCUUCAAGCCAAGAAAGAAUGCAACAUAAGUUUCGAGGGUUUGGACUAUAGUAUCCUCACAAACAAUUGCAAAGGACCACAAUACCCCGUGAAGCCAUGCUGUGGAGCAUUGACACAGUUUGCAUGCCCUUAUGCAGAAACCCUAAAUGACAGAACAAAUAACUGUGCAGAGACAAUGUUCAGCUACAUUAAUCUCUAUGGUAAAUACCCUCCGGGCUUAUUUGCUAACCAAUGCAGAGGUGACAAAGAUGGCCUUGCCUGUGAUGAUCCCAAAAAUAAGACUUCAAAUGCUAUUCAAUUUGGUGCUACCCAGUCUUUGAUGCUCACUGCUGGAUUUCUAGGGUUUUUCUAUUUCCAGUUGUUCUAGAUUACUUAUAUGACAAGUCACCACUACUUCAAGUUUUUUUUUUUGUUUUAAUGACAUACAUCUUAUUUCUGCAAAAAAUAUAGU